AUGCGUCCAAUUUGGAUCUUCCAACGGCUAUCCCCAACUUCAUCAGACCUCACAAAUCUUUGGUUCCUAGGCUUUCAACUCUUUAAAGCUCAGUCAAUUGCAGCAUAUCUGAACUCAACACGCCAAGAUGCGCUCGACGAACUGACUCUCACCUACGGCAAGCUGCUCGAGGAUUACCGGAUCCUGCGCAGUGACUACGAAGAGGAAAAGGAGUCUCGCGAGAAGUACAAGAAGCUCGCUCGAGGUCAAGACAAAAACCCCUUUGUCCUUGUCUUGAUCGAUGCCGAUGGUUAUGUAUUCGAAGACUCUCUAAUCAAAGGCGGUGCUGAAGGUGGCAUCAGAGCUGCCAAUAUUCUUCACGACACUAUUCAAGACAGGCUUUCACGACGCGGCCAUGAGUAUGAGAACUGUAAAGUCAUGGUCCGCGCCUAUACCAAUCUCGCUGGACUGUCCAAGACACUCGCGCGUGCAGGCCUUGUUGGACACGAGGCACGAUCCCUGAGCCCUUUUUGUUCAAACUUUACACGCGCGCAUGAUCUCUUCGACUUCGUCGAUGCAGGCGAUAAGAAGGAGAAUGCGGACAACAAGAUCCAGAAGAUUACCCGAAUUCGUGGUUCCUCGUUCAGUCCUGAAUUCAAUCGCCUUGGACUUGAUAUUGACAGUCUUAAUGGUCUGUUCCACAACAACCCCCUGGAUAGUCUCGAUGCUCGACGAAUUAUUUCCAGGACUCCAGUAGCACAUUCGCAACAAAGUAUCAUGCCUAACGGGCACUCCGGGGCGGUCUCUAACCAUACACCCGUCUGUACGCACUAUCUUCGAGGCAUCUGCAAGUUUGGAAGUGGCUGCAAGAAAUGUCAUAGCAGUAGUAAAGAUUCGUGGCGCUCGAAUGAUUACACCGCUGGACGAGAUUCCGCGCAGAGAGAUCCCACUCAAGCCUCCUUCUUCCGAUCAUCUUCAGAUUUCGGAACCCCAAUACCAAGCAAUGAAGACAUCGGUGCUCCUCAAUCGAGCAUUGCUCUACCACAUAGAUCUGCUACUAUUCAGGCUUUUCCUUCCUCCUUGCCUGCCACAUCCUUUGCGCACCCCUCCAGCUGUCUACCGAAACAAACACCAGAAAAUGCCAAUCUUAUACCUAUCAACAGCAUCGGACACAGAUUGGACUUUUUGCUACCAACACCAUCCAGCGAAGACUGGAAAGCCUACAAUGCUCGAAUUGCUCCGCCUAACAAAAAGCUCUGCAAUGAGUAUCAACUCAAAGGAUACUGCACAAAGGGAGACAGUUGUGGCUGGGAUCAUAGCUCUAUCCCAGAUAACAUCAGGCUUGUCCUCAAGCACUUUGUUCAUAGCUAUCCGUGUGGCCGCAAAGGAAACUGUCGCCUGAAGAAUUGUAAUAUGGGCCACAUCUGUUUCCGGGACAGAUGCGACACCACAAAAAAGCACGGAACCUGUAGGCUCAACUACACCAUGCAUGAAAUUGAUCCUGUCGUCGCCGAUUGGGUGCCGGCCGAAUCGAAUAUCGAAGUCUAUAACCCCGACUCCUUUGGCAUGACAUCUGGAGAAAACAAUCACAGCGAGAGAGAUGGCCUAUCGCGUGCAGUCAGUGAGGCACCUCAGAAUGAGAAUGAUAUCGACCCACUCUCUUACACGGAGCCUCAUCCAGAUGAUCUGGACUAG
Aureobasidium melanogenum CBS 110374 is the source of this 1674-nucleotide messenger RNA. RefSeq lists its product as uncharacterized. The transcript has 4 exons. The record is from RefSeq and is a predicted model, not a curated record. Lineage: Eukaryota; Fungi; Ascomycota; Dothideomycetes; Dothideales; Saccotheciaceae. Gene Ontology annotation, molecular function: metal ion binding. The coding region runs from base 1 to 1674 and encodes 557 amino acids.